CGAAAGGAACAUCCUCCGUGGUUAGCGCAAACAGCGAAGCAUAUAAGAAGCCCCAUUCGCAUCGGCGACUUCGGUGGCACUUCGCGGUCUGUUCCUGAAACCCAAGCAAGAAGACAGCCAUGAAGAGAGCGCUCUCGUUGCUGGUAGCAAUAUGUAUUGCUAUCCAGUCUUCCGUAGCGCAGGAAUACAGCUACACGGACCAGUUGCGUAUGGCUCGCGACCAGGCCUACGGAGGAGAGGCGUCAGAUGUCUGUAAUCUGGAGAGCGAUAUGGGACCCUGCAAGGGAUUCUUUCCCAGAUACUACUUUGAUGCGCAUCAGGGUAAAUGCACACAAUUCGUCUACGGAGGUUGCUAUGGGAACCUCAACAACUUUGAGACGUUGGCCGAGUGCCAAAGUACUUGCGACGGAACCUCGAGGAAAUUCGGUCCCAAAGCGUCGGCACGUGGUCUUGCGUCGGAAUCCGAAGACGCCAAUAUACCGAGCAUCUGCAACCAGCCUAAAGAACGAGGACCAUGCGCCGGUUACUUCCCGAGGUACUACUACGACUCUAUCGGAGGUACCUGCAAGGCCUUCGUCUAUGGAGGUUGCCUAGGAAACGAUAACAACUUUCCUACCAUCGAGCAGUGCAACCAGACUUGUAGUGGCGCUUCUCAGCCAGAAUCACGCAAGAUGAUACCUUCCUUCGUUAUCAAAUCAAGCAGCAGCAGGAUUGUGAUCUGCCAUCUGAAACCUGACAGAGGACCGUGCCCCGGGUACCUCCCGAGAUUUUACUACGAUCCCGCCUCGAAAAGCUGCAACCAAUUCAAUUAUGGUGGUUGCCAAGGAAACGCCAACAACUUUGAGUCGACUGAUGAGUGUAUGAAGGCUUGUGCGGAAGUCUCAAGAAUCCCCGUGAACGAAUGGUCUGCUCGUAGCCUCAUGUCUGAGUCUGAAUUGGCGGAGAAACCCGCUAUCUGCAACCUGCCGGUAGACAAGGGACCUUGUUUGGCCUUCGUUCCAAGUUACUAUUUCGACACUGCGGAAGGUAUCUGCAAAGAAUUUAUUUACGGUGGAUGCAAAGGAAACGACAACAACUUCCACACAAUUGAGCAGUGCAACCAAACCUGCGGCGUCUCAAGAACCCCAUCCGAAGAAUGGUCUCCUCGCAGUCUUACGUUGGAGUCUGAUUCGGAGAAGCCCUUUAUCUGCAACCUGCCGAAAGCCACAGGACGUUGCUUGGCCUACAUCCCAAGGUACUAUUUCGACUCCGCGGAAGGAAUCUGCAAACAAUUUAUUUACGGUGGUUGCGAAGGAAACGAAAACAACUUUGAGACAAUUGAGCAGUGCAAGCAAACCUGCAGCGUCUCAGGAACCCCAUCGAAAGAAUGGUCUCCUCGCAGUCUUACGUUGGAGUCUGAUUCGGAGAAGCCCCCUACCUGCAACGUGCCGAAAGACAAAGGACCUUGCAAGGGCUACUUCCCAAGGUACUAUUUCGACUCCGCGGAAGGGAUCUGCAAACAAUUUAUUUACGGUGGUUGCCAAGGAAACGAAAACAACUUCGAGACAAUUGAGCAGUGCAAACAAACCUGCAGGGUCUCAAGAACUCCAUCAGAAGAAUGGUCUCCUCGCAGUCUUACGUUGGAGUCUGAUUCGGAGAAGCCCUCUAUCUGCAACCUGCCGAAAGAAGAAGGACCUUGCAAGGGCUACUUCCCAAGGUACUAUUUCGACUCCGCGGAAGGAAUCUGCAAACAGUUUGUUUACGGUGGUUGCCAAGGAAACGAAAACAACUUCGUGACAUUUGAGCAGUGCAACCAAACCUGCAGCGUCUCAAGAACUCCAUCGGAAGAAUGGUCUCCUCGCAGUCUUACGUUGGAGUCUGAUUUGGAGAAGCCCUCUAUCUGCAACCUGCCGAAAGAAGAAGGACCUUGCAACGGCUACUUCCCAAGGUACUAUUUCGACUCCGCGGAAGGAAUCUGCAAACAAUUUGUUUACGGUGGUUGCCAAGCAAACGAAAACAACUUCGUGACAUUUGAGCAGUGCAACCAAACCUGCAGCGUCUCAAGGACUCCAUCAGAAGAUUGGUCUCCUCGCAGUCUUACGUUGGAGUCUGAUUCGGAGAAGCCCCCUACCUGCAGCGUGCCGAAAGACAAAGGACCUUGCAAGGGCUACUUCCCAAGGUACUAUUUCGACUCCGCGGAAGGGAUCUGCAAACAAUUUAUUUACGGUGGUUGCCAAGGAAACGAAAACAACUUCGAGACAAUUGAGCAGUGCAAACAAACCUGCAGGGUCUCAAGAACUCCAUCAGAAGAAUGGUCUCCUCGCAGUCUUACGUUGGAGUCUGAUUCGGAGAAGCCCUCUAUCUGCAACCUACCGAAAGAAGAAGGACCUUGCAACGGCUACUUCCCAAGGUACUAUUUCGACUCCGCGGAAGGAAUCUGCAAACAGUUUGUUUACGGUGGUUGCCAAGCAAACGCAAACAACUUCGUGACAUUUGAGCAGUGCAACCAAACCUGCAGCGUCUCAGGAACCCCAUCGAAAGAAUGGUCUCCUCGCAGUCUUACGUUGGAGUCUGAUUCGGAGAAGCCCUCUAUCUGCAACCUGCCGAAAAAGGAAGGACCUUGCAAGGGCUACUUCCCAAGGUACUAUUUCGACUCCGCGGAAGGAAUCUGCAAACAAUUUGUUUACGGUGGUUGCCAAGGAAACGAAAACAACUUCCUGACAUUUGAGCAGUGUAACCAAACCUGCAGCGUCUCAAGAACUCCAUCGGAAGAAUGGUCUCCUCGCAGUCUUACGUUGGAGGCUGAUUCGGAGAAGCCCCCUCUCUGCAACCUGCCGAAAGCCAUAGGACCUUGCAAGGGCUACUUCCCAAGGUACUAUUUCGACUCCGCGGAAGGGAUCUGCAAACAAUUUAUUUACGGUGGUUGCCAAGGAAACGAAAACAACUUUGAGACAAUUGAGCAGUGCAAGCAAACCUGCAGCGUCUCAAGAACCCCAUCGAAAGAGUGGUCUGCUCGGGGUCUUACGUUGGAGUCUGAUACGGAGAAGCCCUCAAUCUGCAACCUGCCGAAAAAAGAAGGACCUUGCAAGGGCUACUUCCCAAGGUACUAUUUCGACUCCGCGGAAGGAAUCUGCAAACAAUUUAUUUACGGUGGUUGCCAAGGGAACGAAAACAACUUCGAGACAAUUGAGCAGUGCAAGCAAACCUGCAGCGGUCCCACACGACUGUACGAGGCUCGAGAAGUUUCAAAGACGCAAAAGCCUCGCACGCCUGUUGCUCCUAAACCCAGAAGCGUCAUCGACAUCUGCCAACUUCCACGAGAGGUGGGACCGUGCAAAGGAAACGUUCCCAGAUAUUACUACGAUUCCGAGUCACGCAGCUGUAAGAGAUUCGUCUAUGGGGGUUGCAAAGGAAACGCCAACAACUUCCACACGAAGAAGGAAUGCAUUAAGACGUGCAGAUAUACAUCUGGACAGCACGAGAGCCAACACAGGAGCCCUAUCAUAAACCCUGUCCCUGACACCCGAAUCUAUUGGGGCGACCACUAGCCACAAGACAUGGAAGCGCACGUGCUUUCGACACCUGUAGUAUAUUAAUUGUUCUUUCUGUGUUUCAUUAAUAAAUCACGUGGUUGUCACUACCCAA
Molecule: messenger RNA, 3624 nt
Organism: Ornithodoros turicata
Lineage: Eukaryota; Metazoa; Arthropoda; Arachnida; Ixodida; Argasidae
Product: papilin-like
Exons: 32
Coding region: 120-3527 (1135 amino acids)
Molecular function (GO): serine-type endopeptidase inhibitor activity
Source: RefSeq, a predicted model, not a curated record